This is a messenger RNA of Thunnus maccoyii (southern bluefin tuna), 2458 nucleotides long. RefSeq names its product hydroxysteroid (17-beta) dehydrogenase 12a (gene hsd17b12a). Gene Ontology annotation, molecular function: oxidoreductase activity. Lineage: Eukaryota; Metazoa; Chordata; Actinopteri; Scombriformes; Scombridae. Gene Ontology annotation, cellular component: endoplasmic reticulum. Bases 163 to 1155 code for a protein of 330 amino acids. The transcript is spliced from 11 exons. The record is from RefSeq and is a predicted model, not a curated record.
GACAAGUGUUGGGGGAGUUGGGGGAGUGUGUGUGAUGCUACAACCUCCUUAUAAAGGGACUCUCUCUCACGUUGUGGCUUGGAAAUUAGAGCACAUUGCCUAAAAUUGAGGUCUCCACACACACACUCUCUCACACACGCCGAGUCACCGAGAGCCGCUGCCAUGAACUGGAUGAACGCUGAGGAGAUGCUCCGCAGGGCCGAGACGCCUCUCUUCUGGGUCGGCGCGUUCACUGUGGCCUCCCUGGCGCUGUGGCUGCUCUACAGGCUGCUCUCAGGCUUUAGGAUCUGGGUCUUGGGAAAUGGGCAGCUUCUCUCCCCGAAGCUGGGCAAAUGGGCAGUUGUGACGGGAGCCACGGAUGGAAUCGGGAAAUCCUAUGCGGAGGAGCUUGCUCGCCGAGGAUUUGCCAUGAUGUUGAUCAGUCGCUCCCAGGACAAGCUGGAUGACGUGGCCAGGUCACUUGAGGAGCAGUAUAAAGUGGAAACCAGGACCAUCGCAGUUGACUUUGGCAAGACAGACAUCUACCCCAAGAUCGAGGCGGGGCUGACUGGUCUUGAGAUCGGCGUUCUUGUCAACAAUGUUGGUGUGUCCUACCCCUACCCUGAGUACUACCUCCAUAUUCCUGAUCUGGACAAUUUCAUAACAAACAUGAUCAACGUCAACAUGACCUCAGUGUGCCAGAUGACCCGUCUGGUGCUGCCCAGAAUGGCUGCGAGGUCCAAAGGUGUUAUCCUCAACAUCUCCUCUGCCAGCGGCAUGUACCCCGUCCCUCUGCUCACGGUCUACUCUGCCACAAAGGCUUUUGUGGAUUUCUUCUCUCGUGGUCUUCAGGAGGAGUACAGGCGUCAGGGCAUCAUUGUCCAGAGUGUGCUGCCCUUCUUCGUGGUCACUAAGAUGACUCGUAUCAAGAAGCCCACCCUGGACAAGCCCACCCCAGAGCGCUACGUUGCAGCUGAGCUGAGCACUGUGGGUCUGCAGAGCCAGACCAACGGCUACUUUCCCCACGCUGUCAUGGGUUGGGUGACCACGAAGCUGGUGCCGAGCAGUAUCGUCAUCUUCCUGGGAGCCAGAAUGAACCGUCUGCAGCGUACCGGAUACCUGCACAGGAGGAAGCUGCGGGAGCAGAAGAACGGAGCGAGUUUGAAGAGCGAAUAAGAAGACAGCGGACGAUUUCUGCAGGCAGCCAUUCUGUUCUGGCCUGGUGCAGUAUUUAAGGAAGGAAAGAGGGGAUUGUGUUUGUAUCUGUGUGAUUGAUUCUCCAGGGUUGCCUGAGAAUUCACCUCUGUGCCUCCAGUAAAAUGUCCACAUGUGUAUGACUUUGUGUAAAAACAGCAACUUCCACACUGAUGUGAUUUUAUCUGAAGCAAAAUAACCAAGAAAGGCCAGAGCUGAAAACAGAUGCUGCUCUCAGCAAAGGACAGUAAUAUUAUUUGUCACUGACACUGAUGGUGGAAAUUAUUACGACCAAAAAAUAGUGAUUUGUUAACCCUGCUGUUGUAAGCAGUGGAAAAUGGUGGUGGGCAUCCUUUUUUUAUAUAUAAAUAUGUGUGUAUGAUUAUUUAUUUUAUAUUUGUAUGAGCAUACGAGCCAAACUCAGACCUUUAAGACCAGCCUUAAACCUAGUCUUGUUUACAGAUCAAUGAGCCAUUUAAAGAUGGCAACUUUAGCUUUCUCUCACAUCAGUUCAACUGCAUCACUGAACUGUUAGCAUCAUGCGUUGGCUCUUUCUUCUUCUUUUUUUUUUUUUGAUAAUGCGUGUUUACAGUAUAUAGAAUGAUACUUUGUGGUGGGAUGUUGUUGCACCGAUGUAUCACUUGUUCUAAACCAAAGUUUUUUCAUAGUCAUCAUUCAUUGUCACAUUAAACACAAGUGCCUUUCUACUGACAUUAAUGCUGGAUUGGUCAGAUUCAAUGAGCGGGUAUUCAGUGGUACAAAAGAUAUAAUUCAACUGGUGCUACGUCCGUGUGAACUGUACAUUUUCUGCUUCCUUUAAUCAAAAUAUAAACCUUUCAUACAUAAAGGAAAACUACUGUAACUUUUUAUCCAGUGUGUUUUGAAAGGAUUUCAGAGCGAUAGAGAAUAUUCCCAGUUUGUUGUGCAGCAAGUAACCCUCCAAUCAAAGUUCAAACAUUAAAAAAGUUUAAGGUUUUCCAUCAGCAGCUCACAAACUGAUACACAUGCAGUUGCAGUACCACCUAAUGUUUGCUGUAACACACACGCGCACACCGCACAGUUGACACACAAUCGAUACCCCGUAUGACUUGGGUCUGACCUGUGCCUCAACUAAGCGGCCUUGUGAAUGCUUUUGCUUUUGCGAAGAGUCUUUUAAUAUGCUUGGAAAUUAAAAUUUGAAUUUCUACAUUUGAAUUUCUACAUGUAAGAUACACUGUUUACGUUUGUACUGCUGAUGGCAACUAUAUUUUCUACUGUUUGUUAAUAAAAGCUCUGGCGUACAGCA